AUGGAAAUAUUUAGCAGUAAAAAUUUUGAAGAAAUACAGGUGGACAUGGAAGAUUUUGAUUUUACACAGGAAGAUUUGCGGGCAUUAACAUUACUCGAGACUAGCAUUAUACAGCAGAAUGAACAAGAUAAUCAAUCAGAUCUAGAGUUGUCGGAUUCAAACGAAGAACAGUUGCAUAUUCCGAAAAAACGAAGACGUUUAAUCAUCCAAAGCGACAGUGAGAGUGAGUCUGAUUCCGUUCGAAAUUAUGUGACAGCCAAUAUUACCGCCUCAGAUCGUGUGUCAAAGAAAUGGUCACGCCCUAGGCGUCAACAACCAUCUAUUAUACCAUUUACCGAAACUUCAGGUAUGAACAAAGAAUUUUCUACCAUAUUAAAAGAAGCAGACCCGGGAGCUUUUUAUAGUCUUUUAGUGUCUGAUGAAAUUUUCUAUAUGAUUGUAGAGCAGACCAACUUAUUCGCCUUACAAUCCUGCGAAUCGAGAAAUGUAAAACCUUCAUCAAGAUCUCAUGCUUGGAAGCCAACAGACAGACAUGAAAUUAAACGUUUCUUUGGACUUAUCCUAUACAUGGGUCUUGUGAGACUCCCAAAGUUAAGCUAUUACUGGAGCAAAGAUAAAAUCUUAGGACAGACAUUUCCACGUACCGUCAUGAGCCGCAAUAGAUUCGAAAUAAUCCUACAGUACCUACAUUUUAGUGAUAAUGAAACCGCAAAUAAAUCUGAUCGAAUCUCUAAGAUAAGACCGAUUAUAGAUAUGGUCAAUAAUACGUUUCAAAAGUAUUAUUCACCGAAAGAAGACAUCUGUGUCGACGAAAGUCAGGUUCCAUUCAGAGGGGGAUUGUAUUUAGACAAUACAAUAAAAGUAAACGCCAUAAAUAUGGUUUAA
This is a messenger RNA of Parnassius apollo (apollo), 885 nucleotides long. The record is from the annotation of a GenBank genome assembly. Lineage: Eukaryota; Metazoa; Arthropoda; Insecta; Lepidoptera; Papilionidae.